This is a messenger RNA of Cuculus canorus (common cuckoo), 1473 nucleotides long. It is a transcript of the gene GCHFR, whose product is annotated as GTP cyclohydrolase I feedback regulator. Gene Ontology annotation, cellular component: nucleus; cytoplasm. Gene Ontology annotation, biological process: negative regulation of biosynthetic process. The record is from RefSeq and is a predicted model, not a curated record. Lineage: Eukaryota; Metazoa; Chordata; Aves; Cuculiformes; Cuculidae. Gene Ontology annotation, molecular function: GTP cyclohydrolase binding. The transcript is spliced from 3 exons. Bases 368 to 625 code for a protein of 85 amino acids.
UUGCUCCCUGUCCUCCCUCUCCAUCACCUCUUUCACUAUCACCCCCCUCUCCAUCAUUUCUUGCUCCCUCUCCUCCCUUUCUAUCAUCUCCCGGUUCUUCCUCUCCUGCUCUCUAUCUCCCUGUCCACCAUCUCCUGGACCUUCAUGUCCCUCUAAAUCAUCUCCUGGUCCCUCUCCUCCCUCUCCAUCACCUCCUUGUCCAUCACCUCCCUCUCCCUCUUCUCUUGCUCCCUUUCCUCUCUCACCAUCGUCUCCUGGUCCUUCCUCUCCCUGCCCUCUUCUUCCUCUCCCCCCUCUCCAUCCCCUCCCCUUUCCCCCCGCCGGGACGGGGCGGGUGGAGCCUCGGGAGCGGCGGGAUCGAAGGGCGAUGCCGUACCUGCUCAUCAGCACCCAGAUCCGCAUGGAGGUCGGCCCCACCAUGGUGGGAGAUGAGCAUUCGGAUCCCAGCCUGAUGAGCUUCCUGGGGGCCACAAAGAGGAACAUGCUGGGGAACCACUUCUGGGAGUACUAUGUGAACGACGCUCCGCGGGUUGUCCUGAACAAGCUGGAGAGUUGUGGAUACCGGGUGGUCAGCAUGACUGGCGUGGGCCAGACGCUGGUGUGGUGCCUCCACAAGGAACAAUGAGGAAAUUUUUGGAGCUCCUCCUGGACAAGAUCCUGGUGGGAAUCAAACCACACAGGACUGACAGCAAAUUCUUCCCUUUAAGCCCUUUCUGUCCCAGACUCCAGGCCCUUGGGCAUAGGGGGAGGAGUGGUGUAGGGGGAAAACUGACCCAAUGUCAACUCCCACCCCUGCUGUUUCACAAGCCCAGAGGGAGGAAUAUGCCCAGUCCAGAAGAAAUCACAGUUCUACCCCCAUGUUCCUCCGAGCGGCAGCCUGGCGAACGCCGUCUCUUUACAUUUGAAUCAUCUCCUGUUUAGCACACAUGAGGAAGGUCAAACGAAACCUGUCUGCCUGUUCCUUGGGGCUGCCCUGGGGAGACAGGCGCUGAGCUGCGGCAGCUCCAGGCAUGCCUUCUCCCAGACCAUGGGGUCAGGGAAGGGAAGCCACGCAUGGAUCGCACACUAUCCCAUCCCUGAAAUGGAAGCGAGAGCUGCUAAACCCACCCAGAUCUCCCUGAGAAUCCCUCACUCGGCAGCAAGGCCAGUUUCUCUCCCAGACAGGGUUGUGGUCAGCAGCACCAUUAGGCUGUCAGCCCCGAGCGAGCCAUUCCACACAAUGCGUCGCUCCUUGGAGCGGCACAGAAAGGUCUCGUCAGCAUUCCGGUACGGGCUCUGUCAUCUGAACAGCAGCGGCUGCAAUGCAGGGACGUCUGGGACUGCGCAUCAAUCCUGCCGUGGGGGUAACACCAAUAAAACAUUUCUCUGAAGAAACCGACGGCUGUCUGUGGGUUCUUUUAAAGCCUUCUGGGUCCCCAGCUCCCGAACACGCUGUCAGGAAUGAACAGCAGCUCCCAGGCUUGGUGUUCCGAU